This is a messenger RNA of Aspergillus pseudonomiae, 985 nucleotides long. RefSeq names its product OBAP family protein. The transcript has 2 exons. NCBI's taxonomy places the organism in Eukaryota, Fungi, Ascomycota, Eurotiomycetes, Eurotiales, Aspergillaceae. The record is from RefSeq and is a predicted model, not a curated record. Bases 174 to 869 code for a protein of 231 amino acids.
AACCAUGUCUCCAUGAUCCAGCAGCACCUCAAUCAUCGUGACGUCAGGCAUGAAUCUAUAUACUAUAAGUAACAUCCAAGCAUGCCAUCCAUGCUCACACUUUAUACCACCAAUACUCCCACCCUGCAGAGUACACACCAAGUACACACCAACCAAUCCCAUAUACAACAAAAAUGUCCACCCAAAACGACCCCCCAGGCGACCCCAAAACCGCCAAAUCGCAAAUCCUCGAAACCGGCGCCGCAGCCAUCCAAGACUUCACGCCCGUGAAACAAAUCUGCGCCCAUCUAAACGCCUUCCACGUCUACGUCGACGACCCGACCCGCUGCAUCGAGGCAAAUCACUACUGUUCCCAUAUCACAGAAGACCUACGACAAUGCCUCCUCUACUCAUCACCCGACCGCAACGCCAAACUCCUUGGCGUCGAAUACAUGAUCACGCCGCGUCUCUUCUCGACCCUGCCCCCCGAGGAAAAGAAACUCUGGCACAGCCACGAAUACGAAGUCAAGAGCGGCAUGCUGGUCAUGCCUGCGCCGUCUGGCAUUCCCGCCACGGUCUGGGAGACGGCCGAGACGGCUGAGAUGAGGGAUAUCUUGCCGUUGUAUGGCAAGACGUAUCAUUUCUGGCAGGUGGAUCGCGGGGAUCCGGUGCCGUUGGGGGCGCCGGUGCUUAUGGGCAGUUUUACGAGUGAUGAGGAUGUGAAGAGGGUGCAUGAGGGGGGGUUGGAGGGGUUGUGUAAAGAUAGAGAUGAGAGGUUUGGGGUUGAUGUUCGACAUAAGAGUGAUGUGAGGAAGGGGGUGGAGAGGCCGGAGGGGUGGGAGGUGGAUUCUGGUGAGUUCUUCUUUUCUUUGUUUGAGGUUGAAUGGUAGUUGUUGUUGUAUGGCCGGGCUGACGUGGAUUCUAGACGUGGAUGUUGCGUGGAAGACGUAGGUUACUGCUUAUCAUCUACCUGCAAAGUGAAAUUGAACAGUCAUGAAUGAAUGAA